Messenger RNA from Trichechus manatus latirostris (Florida manatee), 1713 nucleotides. RefSeq names its product carcinoembryonic antigen-related cell adhesion molecule 1-like. The transcript is spliced from 10 exons. Gene Ontology annotation, biological process: regulation of immune system process; signal transduction. Gene Ontology annotation, molecular function: protein tyrosine kinase binding. Gene Ontology annotation, cellular component: cell surface; plasma membrane. The record is from RefSeq and is a predicted model, not a curated record. Bases 122 to 1582 code for a protein of 486 amino acids. Lineage: Eukaryota; Metazoa; Chordata; Mammalia; Sirenia; Trichechidae.
UGAGGGUGAGUGCAGAGUGAGGAAGGACAGCAGAGUAGACAAGUCUGAGGAAACAGCGUUUAUAUUUCUGGAGCCAGGGUUCUUCCCCACAGAGGGAGCACAGAGCAGGCAGUAGAGACCCAUGGAGCCUCCCUCAGCCACUCCCCACAGAAGGCGAGUCCACUGGCUGGGGUCUCUGCUCACAGUCUCACUUUUGAUCUUCUGGAGCCCAUCCAUCACAGCCCAACUCACCAUUGAAUCGGUGCCGUUCAGUGCUGCUGAAGGAAAUGAUGUUCUUCUACUUCUCCUCAAUCCGCCAACAGAUACUUUAAUCUACAUCUGGUACAAAGGGGAAAGUAGAGACAACAACAAUAAAAUUGCAUCGUAUGGAACAGGAGCUCCUCAACCAAAUGCUACAGGGCCUGCCCACAGUGGUCGGGAGACAAUAUACCCCAACGGGUCCCUGCUGUUCCAGAAUGUCACCCUGGAAGACACAGGAAUCUACACACUACAAAUAACAAAGACAAAUGGUGACAAUGAGGUAUUAGCUGGACAGAUCCGUGUACACCCGGAGUUACCCAAACCUUUUAUCACCAGCAACAGCUCCAACCCCGUGGAGGACCAGGACUCCGUGACAUUAACUUGUGACCCUGAGACUCAGAACACAACCUACCAGUGGUUGAUAAACAAUCAGAGCCUCCCAGACAGGGCCAGGCUAGAGCUGUCCACAGACAACAGGACUCUCACUAUACACAAUGUCACGAGGAAUGACACAGGACCCUAUGAGUGUGAAACCAGGAACCCAGUGAAUGCCCGCCGCAGUGACCCGUUCAUCCUGAAUGUUCUCUAUGGCCCGGACACCCCCACCAUUUCCCCCUCAGACUGGCAUUACCCUCCAGGGGCCAACCUCACUCUCUCCUGCAACGCGAUCUCCAACCCACCUGCACAGUAUUUUUGGCUCAUCAAUGGAAACUACUUGCAAUCCGCACAAGUGCUCUUUAUCCCCAACGUCACUGUGAGUGAUGGUGGAAACUAUACCUGCCAUGUCCAUAGCAAUGCCACUGGCCUCAGCAGAACCACAGUCAAGACUAUCACAGUCUCUGAGUCAGUGACAAAGCCCUCCAUCCAAGCCAGCAACACCACAGUCAGAGAACAUGAGGGCCCUGUGAUCCUCACCUGCCUCACCAACCACACUGGAAUCUCCAUCCAGUGGGUCUUCCACGGGCAGAUUCUGCGGCUCACAGACAGGAUGACGCUGUCCCAGGACAACAGUUCCCUCACCAUAGGCACCGUUAAGAGGGAAGAUGCUGGAGUAUACCUGUGUAAGGUCUACAAUCUGGUCAGUUCCAGCACAAGUGAUCCCCUCAACCUGACUGUGAAAUAUUAUGAUCCCGCUCCAGAAAGUUCUGGCCUCUCAGGUGGGGCCAUUGCCGGCAUCAUGGCUGGAGCACUGGCCGGGGUGGCUCUGACAGCAGCCCUGGUGUACUUUCUGUGUAUCAGAAACACUGGCGGGGCAAGCAACCAGCGUGAUAACACAGAGCACAAACCCUCAGCAUCCAACCACAGUCAGGACCAUUCUGACACGAGUGCACAUAUAUACUGAAAAGUGCUUAAAACGACAAUGAAGUUGCAUAUUCUUCCCUGAACUUCAAUGCCCAGCUACCAAAGAAACCGACUUCAGCAUUCCCAUCCCAAACAGCCACAGAAACAAUCUAUUCAGAAAUAAAAAGGAAG